This is a messenger RNA of Cuscuta campestris, 3822 nucleotides long. NCBI's taxonomy places the organism in Eukaryota, Viridiplantae, Streptophyta, Magnoliopsida, Solanales, Convolvulaceae. The record is from the annotation of a GenBank genome assembly.
GGGAAGUCUGAGAUACCACCUGAAGCACUUGGUAGCCGGAGUCUCGCCACCAGUUGCGCUUUCCGGCGGUUAAAUGGACAUACUAUUCGCGCAGAUCCAAGCGGAUCUCAGGUCAAAUGAUGCCCUCCGGCAAUCCGGAGCUCUCCUUCAAGCCCUCCAGCAAUCGGCGGCGGGCCGUGAUAUCUCCAUCAUUGCAAAAUCCGCAGUCGAGGAGAUCGUGGCCGCUCCUGCCUCUGCCAUUUCGAAAAAACUAGCUUUCGACCUGAUCAGAUCGACUCGACUAACCGCCGACUUAUGGGAAACUGUAUGUACAGGAAUUCGUAACGACCUCGAGUUCCCUGACCCGGAUGUAACCGCUGCCGCCGUCUCUAUUCUCGCGGCUAUCCCUUACUUCCGGCUGGGUAAACUCAUAUCGGACUGCAACAAGCAAAUCUCCAGCUGCUUCCACUCGUCCUCUGAAAACCUCCGAUUCUCCAUCGCUGAGACACUUGGUUGUAUCCUUGCGCGGGAUGAUCUCGUGACUCUAUGCGAGAACAACAUUAACUUGCUCGAUAGGGUUUCAAAUUGGUGGGCAAGGAUUGGGCAGAACAUGCUUGACAACUCAGAUACCGUGUCAAAGGUGGCGUUUGAGUCUGUAGGGAGGCUGUUUCAGGAGUUUGAAUCGAAACGGAUGAGCCGGUUGGCAGGUGAUAAGCUUGUGGACAGCGAAAAUUCAGUUGCCAUUCGGUCCAAUUGGGUUUCUUCAAUGGUGGAUUUUGUGUGGAAGAACAGGAAUGCAGUAAUGGCUAGGUCAUUGAUCCUCCCAAUUGAGAGUUUUCGGGCAACCAUUUAUCCUUUAGUAUAUGCAGUAAAGUCUAUGGCUUCAGGCUCUGUAGAUGUAAUAAAAAUGCUUUCAAGAUCUUCAAAGAACGGGAGUAUCCCCACAAUGGACUCUGGAAAUGCAGAAAAGUUUGUUGGAGUAUCAGAUGUGGCAUCUCACUUGGCUCCUUUCUUGGUCUCAUCACUAGAUCCAGCGUUGAUAUUUGAGGUGGGGAUCAACAUGCUCUACUUGGCUGAUGUUCCUGGAGGGAAACCUGAGUGGGCAUCAACAUCCAUCAUUGCAAUUCUCACGCUUUGGGACAGGCAGGAGUUUUCCUCUGCACGUGAGAGCAUUGUCAGAGCUGUGGUUACUAAUUUGCAUCUCCUUGACCUCAGUAUGCAGGUUUCAUUAUUUAAAAGGUUACUUCUUAUGGUGAGAAACCUGAGAGCAGAAUCGGAUCGUAUGCAUGCAUUAGCAUGCAUCUGUCGAACUGCUCUCUGUGUUGAUCUUUUUGCUAAAGAAAGUGUACGGAGGGGUCAAAAACCUCUCCCUGGAACUGAUAUAGCUUCCCUUUUUGAAGAUGGAAGAAUAAAAGAUGACCUCAACAGUGUAACAAGGACAAGCUUGUUUAGAGAAGAACUAGUUGCCAUGCUUGUAGAAAGCUGCUUUCAGUUGUCACUACCGUUACCAGAGCAAAAGAAUUCUGGUACAGAGAGCAGAGUUAUAGGAGCUCUAGCUUAUGGAACCGGUUAUGGUGCAUUCAAUUGGACAGAACCAGCUCUAGAAGUAGUUGAAGUAUGCAGGCCAUGUGUUAAAUGGGAUUGUGAGGGCCGGACCUAUGCUAUUGAUUGCUAUUUAAAGUUGCUGGUUAGACUCUGUCAUAUUUAUGAUACUAGAGGCGGCAUUAAAAGAGUGAAAGAUGGGGCAUCUCAAGACCAAAUCUUGAAUGAAACACGAUUACAAAACUUGCAACGUGAGCUUGUUAGAGACCUACAUGAGGUAAACACACCUAGAAUAUGUGCCCGUUUGCUCUUUGCUAUUUCAGAACACAUAGAUCUUGAGGGAUUAGACCCACUACUGGCUGAUGAUCCUGAAGACCCUCUGAAUAUAAUAAUUUCAAAUAUACACAAAGUUCUGUUCAACAUAGAUUCAUCUGCAAGCACAACGAAUCGACUUCAAGAUCUCCAAGCAGUUCUGUUGUGUGCUCAGAGAUUGGGGUCACGUAAUGCCAGGGCUGGGCAGUUGCUAACCAAAGAACUUGAAGAGUUCAGGAGCAAUGCAUUAGCUGAUUCUGUAAAUAAGCAUCAAUGUCGAUUAAUAUUGCAGAGAAUAAAAUAUGUUACCAUCCAUCCCGAAAGCAGAUGGGCUGGAGUGGGUGAAGCAAGAGGAGAUUAUCCAUUUAGUCACCAUAAACUGACUGUUCAGUUUCAUGAUGCAUCAGCAGCACAGGAUAGAAAGCUGGAAGGAUUAGUUCACAAUGCUAUUUUGGAACUUUGGAGGCCUGAACCUAACGAUUUGGCUAUGCUGUUAUCUAAAGGAAUCGAUUCUAGCCUACUCAAAGUUCCUCCAAGCACGCAUACUUUGACUGGAAGCAGUGAUCCUUGCUAUGUUGAAGCAUAUCAUUUGACUGAUCCAAGCGAUGGAAGGAUCACUCUGCAUCUAAAGGUUCUGAAUUUAACAGAGGUUGAACUCAAUCGAGUUGACUUACGUGUUGGGCUAUCGGGUGGAUUAUAUUUCAUGGAUGGAUCUCCUCAAGUGGUCCGACAGUUGCGCGACCUUAAUUCUCAGGAACCAGUCCUGUGUAGCGUAACAGUGGGUGUUUCCCAUUUCAAGAAAUGUGAUCUUUGGGUUCAAGUCCUAUACUACCCCUUCUAUGGUACUGAUGUUCCUGCAGAUUAUGAAGGGGAAUAUUCUGGAGAGGAUCCACAGAUCAUUAAGCAAAAGAGAAGCCUGAAGGAAUUAGGAGAACCCGUGAUUCUGAGGUGCCAACCAUACAAGAUUCCCCUAACUGAGUUUCUUUUGCCGCAUAAAAUUUCACCUGUUGAGUAUUUCCGCUUGUGGCCAAGUUUACCUGCUAUAGUGGAGUAUACUGGUGCUUAUACAUAUGAAGGGAGUGGAUUCAAGGCAACUGCUGCCCAGCAAUAUGGAGCAUCUCCUUUCUUAAGUGGCUUAAAAUCUUUGUCUUCCAAACCAUUCCAUCGAGUUUGCUCGCACAUCAUUCGAACAGUUGCUGGGUUUCAGCUCUGUUUUGCUGCCAAAACAUGGUAUGGAGGCUUUGUGGGUAUGAUGGUAUUUGGUGCGAGUGAGGUGAGCAGAAAUGUCGACCUUGGCGACGAAACAACGACCAUGAUGUGCAAAUUUGUGAUCAGGGCAUCAGAUGCUUCUAUUACCAAGGAGAUCGAUUCAGACCCACAGGGCUGGUUAGAUGAUCUGACCGACGGUGGUGUUGAGUACAUGCCCGAAGACGAAGUGAAGAUGGCUGCUGCUGAUAAGUUGAAGAUCUCAAUGGAACGGAUCACUUUGCUCAAAGCAGCAAGACCUAGAAAAUCCGCCGAGGAUGAAGAAGAUGAGGAUGACAAGGAUAUUGAUGAUGACGAUGGUGAUGUGGACAAAGACGGUAAACCUAAGGGGCCAACAACUUUGUUCAAAUUGACAGCCGAGGAGGUGGAACACCGUGCUCUACAAACAGCCGUGAUACAAGAAUGGCUCAUGCUUUACAAAGACAGGGGUGUCAAGGUUAAUUGACUGCUGACUCUUCCUCUUUUUUUUCUUCUUUUUCUCACUGUCAUCUCAUGUGCCAAAACUCAUCUUUUCUUAGAUAUAGUUUGUCAUUCUAAGAGCAUGUGUGAUUCAUGUAGCUGUUUUUUUAAUGUUUGAUUUUCAUUCAUUGACUGUGUAGUUUCAUUAGCCUUGUAGAGUUGGUUCAAUUCCAUGUAAAUUUUGCUUCACUGGUUUUGUUGGUCAUGAUGAAUGGAUGAAUGAGUGUUUGAAUGUGUUGUGGAAUGCAUCUUUUGUUUCACUCU